Messenger RNA from Physella acuta, 1455 nucleotides. RefSeq lists its product as uncharacterized. The record is from RefSeq and is a predicted model, not a curated record. Lineage: Eukaryota; Metazoa; Mollusca; Gastropoda; Physidae.
AUGCCUCGUUUUGGAUAUUUGUUUCUGUUUUUCGCCAUCACUGCUGGCGGGUUAGAAGUGGAUAUAACAAACGACGAAGUGAAAGGUUUAGCUAGUAACAACUCGUAUGUUGCUAAUGGCCAGCCGGCCAGUCUCACUACAGAAAACAACAGCCAUAUGCCUGUUAACGCGGGCACAAUUUCAAAAAGUAAACAGAACGUUUCUAAGAAGAUGUAUAAACUGAGAAAACAGAUGAAAACAACCCCAGCCACGCGCGCUUCGGGUGUGAAUAGAGCGCCCCCUGUGAAGAAAGAAAACAAGAAUAAACACAAAAAGGAGCGAGACACAAAGAGGCAGAACACGGGUAAAUCGCAAAGAAAGCUGAACACAACUGGCCUGAUGAAAGAAAACAUAGAUCAGCACAUAUUCACACAAUCCAACAACGAUUUCACAGAUGAGAACAAGUUCAAGGAAUUUAACAACAACUUAACAGAUGAAAAUAAAUUCAAUAAUUCUAACAACGACUCAAUAGAUGAAAUAAAAUUGAACAGAUCAACUACAAAGCCUACUGAAACAAGUUCAAAAUCAUCUGGCACUAAACUCUAUCCGGACGUCCAAGAAAUAUCAACACAAACUGUAAGCCAAACUACCUACGGGAAUGACAAUAACGAAUUGGUUGAACCACCCUCUUACGAUACUACAUAUAAUGCCACAUCACUUGAUACAACUUCAGGAAUGGCUGCAAAAGACAAUAAACACAAUCAUGAGGUGGUUACUCUAAUAAAUACACAGCGAACUUUCCAGAAUGACAGUCGCGAUUUAACUGAAUCGUCCGAUGAUAUCAAAACAACAUCAACUUCUGAUACAACUUUAAAAUCGGCUCCCAACGAAACACUACACAACAAUAUCGAGUCAAAUCUAACAAGUUCGCAACAAAUAUCUCAGAAUGACAGCGAUGAUAUAACUAUAACCGAAACACCAGAUAAAAACAGCAAGACUACCGUUUCACAUUCGGAAACAACAAUGUCAUACUUAAAACCAAGUAUUGAAUCUUCCCCAAAAGAAACCGAACCGAAAACUGAUGAAGUAACAGUAACUAUUUACCAGCAAACCUACGAAAUUGGCAACGACGAUCCAGCAGAACGCCUAGAUAAAAAUAAAUACAAAUUAACUACACCAGAAUCCUUAACCAUUAACUCGUUUAAAAAACAUGCUAAAUCAGCCCUGAAAGACUUCAAAACAAAAAACGGGGCGGUAACUCGGCCUCUUAAUAAACAACAAACAAACGACGAUAACAAUUUAGAAGAAUCGUCAUAUAAAGAAAACAAAUCCGCUGGGUUAUUUCCCCUUACAGACAAUGUUUAUGACACCUUGCGGUUAGAUUUUGAGGAUCAUUUCUUGCACUUCUCACCGAAUUACACUGAGUAUCCCAACGACGAGAGCAGUGGUGAGUUAUUCCUCUUUGAUUUGUGUUAA